Colletotrichum truncatum is the source of this 546-nucleotide messenger RNA. Its product is annotated as MFS multidrug transporter. The record is from RefSeq and is a predicted model, not a curated record. NCBI's taxonomy places the organism in Eukaryota, Fungi, Ascomycota, Sordariomycetes, Glomerellales, Glomerellaceae.
AUGAGAAGGAUCCCUCGCGUAAUGAGUCGAGUUCCAACAAUAGCGACCGUUGUCCGCGGUGCCGGCGUCAACAUUGUUCUAAAGGCCGAUCAACCCACUGGUCGCACUGUUGCUGGGACCGUCCAGGAUGUGCUGACGCGGGGCAAUCACCCUCGGGGCAUCAAAGUGCGGCUGACCGAUGGUCGGGUCGGACGUGUGCAGUCGCAUUCCGGGUCUCAACAGGCUGGCCUGCCUACGGAGCAGGAGAUGCUAGAAGCAGCCGGAGGGCCAGUUCCGUUCGAAGACCGACGACCACCAAGGCGCCGUGAAGGCCGACGGCAGGAGCCACAGGGGGAACUGCCUCCAUCACAGGUUGGACUCGAGGCAUAUAUUCGACCUGCGAAACAAAAGAACGGCGGGAGGAACAGGGCAGCAGCAGCUGCGGGAACCAACAGCGAGGUGGCGGCGUCAAACGCCACUGUUGAAGUCGUCACUUGUCCCGUCUGCGGCGUCUUUGAAGGGGAUGCAGCUGCAGUAGAGCAUCAUGUUGCCAGCCAUUUUGAUUAA